Messenger RNA from Blepharisma stoltei, 1114 nucleotides. The record is from the annotation of a GenBank genome assembly. NCBI's taxonomy places the organism in Eukaryota, Ciliophora, Heterotrichea, Heterotrichida, Blepharismidae.
AUGGAGCGUUCCUAUCGUGCCAAUGAUCCUAUAUGACUAACUGAAGAAACCAGGCAAAAACUCUUCAGUAAGAAUAGCGUAUUCCAAACAAUUACAAGAGAUUUUCCAGUUUCACUUGGGAAAGAAAUUUCCAAAAACGAAAGAGAUAGCAAUGACCUAUUAAGCACCCUUACAUACGGUGAGCUAGAGUUCAUUUCAAUUGGAGAAAUAUUUGAAACCAUCAAAGAAAGGUACGGAGGAAUCAAGCCUGGCGGAAUUUUCUAUGACUUAGGAUCAGGCACAGGCAAAGGUGUCAUUGCAGGUGCUCUUCUACAUAAUUUUGACAAAUGCAUCGGUAUUGAAAUUCUUGAAGGCCUUUAUGUUUUAGUUUAAGUUUAACGAAUUACUCUGGUAUAUUGCCUUCAGUCUUCUUUCACUUGAGGGUCCAGCUGCAUUAGCAGCUCUGAGUAACGGUAGAUGGACCUGCCUAACAGUCAAAUCGUUAAAGUUAAUAAGCCCGCUAAGACUUCUCUAGUCAGUGCCAGCCUCAGCAUCGGCUCUUCUCUUCAAGCUGAGACUCUCAAGAAGCUUAGCUUCUAUCACUAAGCUCAGAUGAUAGGACCCGGACCUGCUUAGCAGGAGUUAGGACCUAUCCCUACUGACAUUUUUAAUAUUGUGAGGCCUUUAUAACGUUUCUUUACAACUGAAAAGAGUUUACGAAGAAACUUUCCCAAGUGAAAUCAGCACAAGGCCUGAUUUAUGAGAUUCAAAAAUCCCCGAAAUUGAAUUUACUCGGAGCGAUAUGUUUACAAGAGGAUGGGCUGAUGCUGACUUUAUUUUUGCAAAUUCCACUUGUUUUGGUUGCUGUCUUUAUUUAAAAAAUAUUAAAUAUUAUUUUUAGAUAAAAAUUAAGAAAAAAUAGAGUUUUGAUUCAAGCAUGAUGCUGAGAAUUGCAGAAAGUGAGGUAAAAGAAGGGACAUGGGCCAUAACGCUGACGAAGAGUCUGCCUUCAAGUAAAUGGAAAAUACAUGAGAGUAUAAAAAAGCUUAUGAGCUGGGGAGAAGCUACUGUAUACAUACAGCAAAGAGUAAAUAACAGUGGGGCAGAGUUAGGGUUAGAUCAACUUGAAAUUUAA